AUGGCGUCUGAAGAACCCGCUGCCGGUUCUCUUGCGGACCGCAUCACCAAGCCCGAGGAGACUGCCCCUGCCGAAGCUCCCGAACAGACCGAAGAUAUUCCUCAGACCGAUGGCGCCGCCGCCCAACAGGGUGGCUCCGACCUUCAUGAGCCUGACUACACCGUUGAAGUCAAGCUCAGCGAUCUCCAGGCUGAUCCGAACAAUCCCCUUUUCUCCGUGAAGAACUUUGAAGAUCUCGGCCUGGACCCUCGCAUCCUCCAGGGAUUGUCGGCAAUGAACUUCCGGAAACCCUCCAAGAUCCAAGAGAGGGCCCUCCCGCUGCUACUUGGCAACCCCGCGAAGAAUCUGGUCGGUCAGUCCCAGUCCGGUACUGGAAAGACUGCGGCCUUCGUCCUGAACAUCCUCAGUCGCUUGGACCUCUCGUCGGAGCAGUUGCAAAAGACCCCCCAGGCGUUGAUUUUAGCCCCCACACGAGAGCUGGCUCGUCAGAUUGUUGGUGUCAUCCAAGUGAUGGGCCAGUUCCUUGAUGGGCUCGUUAUUGGUACCGCCGUACCGGCAGAUACUGGCGCUCGUCCCGCCAAGAUGGAGUGCUCCGUCGUUGUGGGUACCCCUGGUACUGUGAUGGACAUGAUUAAGAGGCGCAUCAUGGUUGCGAACAAGCUCCGCGUGCUUGUUCUGGAUGAGGCCGACAACAUGCUCGACCAGCAGGGUCUGGGUGACCAAUGUAUCCGUGUGAAGGCUCUCUUGCCCAGAGAUAUUCAGGUCGUGCUCUUUUCGGCUACCUUCCCUGCUCACGUGCACGAAUAUGCGUCCAAGUUCGCCCCCCAGGCCAACGAGAUUACCCUCCAACAUGAGGAGUUGACGGUCGAGGGUAUUAAGCAGCUGUACCUGGACUGCUCGAAUGACGAGGACAAGUACCAGACUCUUGUCAACCUCUACGGUCUGCUCACCGUCGGCUCGUCCAUCAUUUUCGUCAAGACCCGUGCCUCCGCCCAGGAGAUCGAAAAGCGCAUGGUUGCCGAGGGUCACACCGUGGCCUCUCUGACCGGUGGUAUUGAAGGAUCGCAGCGUGACGCAGUCAUUGACCAAUUCCGUGCCGGACACGCGAAGGUCUUGAUUACGACCAACGUGCUUGCCCGUGGUAUCGAUGUCUCCACUGUGUCCAUGGUUAUCAACUACGAUAUCCCUGAGCUGCACCAACCCGGCGCCCGUCAACGACAGGCCGACUUCCAGACCUACCUGCACCGUAUUGGCCGUACGGGACGUUUCGGCCGCGUGGGUGUAUCCAUCUCUUUCGUGUCCAACCGGGAAGAGUGGGAGAUGCUCAACCAGAUUCAGCGAUACUUCAACACUAACAUCCAGCGGAUUGACACUAAGGACUGGGACGAGGUGGAAGACAUUAUCAAGAAGACGAUCAAGAGCUCACGUGCUCAGCUCGGCUUCCGGUAG
Messenger RNA from Aspergillus luchuensis, 1449 nucleotides. It is a transcript of the gene dbp5, whose product is annotated as ATP-dependent RNA helicase DBP5. Gene Ontology annotation, cellular component: cytoplasmic stress granule; nucleus. NCBI's taxonomy places the organism in Eukaryota, Fungi, Ascomycota, Eurotiomycetes, Eurotiales, Aspergillaceae. The record is from RefSeq and is a predicted model, not a curated record. Bases 1 to 1449 code for a protein of 482 amino acids. Gene Ontology annotation, molecular function: RNA binding; RNA helicase activity; ATP binding. Gene Ontology annotation, biological process: poly(A)+ mRNA export from nucleus. The transcript has 6 exons.